This is a messenger RNA of Danaus chrysippus (African queen), 2157 nucleotides long. Lineage: Eukaryota; Metazoa; Arthropoda; Insecta; Lepidoptera; Nymphalidae. The record is from the annotation of a GenBank genome assembly.
AUGAGUACGGCAGAUAUAAAUAAAGUGGACAGUGACGAGAGUAAGACUUUAGAUAAACAACAGAUCGAAGCGGAAGAAAAAGAAAUCAUGUUGAAAGAAAGCGAAGCUACCGAAGCCGAUGUCGAGCUUAGGAACGACGGUGGGCCGGUAAAAGCUGCGCUCAGCGGCGAUAUUACCGAGCAGGGGCGUGAAGACGAGGAAGCGAUCGAAAAGGAUAUUGACAAUGAAAAAGCUCAUGACAAAACUGAUGACGAAACUAAAUCCAAACAGAGAUUCCAAUUUCUCCAGACCUGCCCGUUUUCACAGUAUCUACAUCAGACUGCUAAUGAAAAUGAUGGAGACAAUGCUACCAACAAAAAAAGUUUUGGAAUGUUCAAUGUGUACCCAAAGAUAUUCAAGAAGCAAUCGGCAACCAACGAGGCUGCUCUCGCCUCUAUGGAGACUUUAGAAGAUAAACUUGACACACCCAAUGACGGGAUGGAAAAUGUUAAAUUGGAUAUUGUGGAUGAUCAAGAAGGCAAAGUGGCGACAAGGCUCCCGCUGAAAGAAAGGAUUAGACAGAAGAAGUUUAUAACUGAUGACCUCUUAGUGUGUGGUGUGGUUGUAUUGGUGUUGUUAGCCGUGAUCGUGGGCAUCGUGAUAGGAGCUCGAGUGGGACCUCCCAAUGAGAGGCCGCUGAGACUGGGUCGCUUCAUCACCACACAGACCUCCUGCGGCCUCGUUGAAGGGAUAUUGGAGAAGGCGGUGUACCAGUUUUUCAGUAUUCCCUACGCCGUGCCCCCCGUUGGUGAGAGAAGGUUCACAUACGCACAACCACUGAACGACUUAUCGAUGUGUUGGAACGGAACCCUGGACGUGCAUAAGAAGGGCCCGCCGUGUAUUCAGCUGUUGGAGAACGGUACCGUCAUCGGCGAAGAAGACUGUUUAACGUUGGACAUAGUGACCCCACACGUGAGGUACGACUCCCCGCUGCCCGUGGUCGUGUUAAUAGGCGCCAACACACUAGCGGGCGGCGUGGGGCCCGUGCAACCCUCCGCUACCUACGCCUGGACGAACGAAGUCGUCUUCGUCAGACCCAACUUCCGACUGGGAGCCUUCGGCUUCCUCGCCCUCGACAUCCUGUCCCAGUCCAAGUACCCGCCUUCAUCCGGCAACUACGGCCUCAGCGACCUCGUGGUGGCGCUGCAGUGGAUCCAGUACAACAUCAAAAACUUCGGAGGCGACCCCACGUCCGUGACGCUGCUGGGGCACCGUGCGGGCGCCACGCUGACCGCCGCCCUCACCACCGUCCGCCGCGCCCACUCGCUCUACUCCCGCGCCUGGCUCUCCUCGCCCUCCGUCAUCUUCCCCGGGGAGCCGCUGGAGCGCGCGCACAAGAACAACGAGCAGUUCAAACACAUCCUCAAGUGUAACGACGUGGAGUGUCUGCGGCGCGCCAACCCCAUGGAGAUCAUCUCCGCCACGCCCGACACCUGGCUGGGCAGCGACGCGCACACGCUGCCGCGCACCGGGGAGACCAAGCGCUCCUGGCUCGUGCUGGACGGGGAGUACCUCAGGACGCACGCGUAUGAGAGCUGGGACUCUCAGAAGGAGGCCAAGAACAUCGGCAAGGAGAAGUUCUUCAAGCCGUUGGUGUUCGGCACCUCGCAGCACUCGGCGCACUCCGCCCUGCUGCGGAACAAGCACGUGGAGUGGAGCGCCGAGCUGGUGGAGCGCGAGGUGGAGGCCAGCGCGCUCGGGGACAGGAACCUUACGCGUGACAUGCUGGACCUGUACGGACGGACCUACCUGGGGCUCGCGGAGCUGACCUCGGCCGUGCGCACGCUGUGCCCGCUGGUGUCCCUGGCGCGCAUGAGGCUCGGCGCGCCGCUGUACGUAGUGACGGCGGCCGGCGUGGCGCGCGGCGCGGGCCCGGCCACCGCGGACGCCGACAUAGAGGCCAUGCUGGGCAGCCUCAAGUCCACCGCGCCGGAGACGAGGCGCUUCAUAGCGGCCAUGCAGCAGCUGUUCUACUAUUUCGUGUGGCACGGCAAAACGGCGGCGGGGAUGGGCGGGCUGGUGGAGGUGGGCCAGGACUCCCGGCCGCUGGCAGGGCUGCCGGCCUGCGACCGACUCAUACAGGAGGACAUCGUGCCGCGGUACGCUCACGUGGACUGA